Messenger RNA from Saccharomycodes ludwigii, 1647 nucleotides. RefSeq names its product D-arabinono-1,4-lactone oxidase (gene ALO1). The transcript has a single exon. Gene Ontology annotation, cellular component: mitochondrion; membrane. NCBI's taxonomy places the organism in Eukaryota, Fungi, Ascomycota, Saccharomycetes, Saccharomycodales, Saccharomycodaceae. Gene Ontology annotation, molecular function: D-arabinono-1,4-lactone oxidase activity; FAD binding. The record is from RefSeq and is a predicted model, not a curated record. Bases 1 to 1647 code for a protein of 548 amino acids.
AUGGAUGAAAAAGACUCUAUAAUAAGUAGUAGUAGUAGUACCACCACCGGUACUACUAGUUCGGCAAUUAUAGAUCCAAUGGCCGGUUUAAACGGUAUUAAAAACUAUACUUUUAAAAACUGGGCUGGCAUCUUUAGUUGUAAACCACAAUUAUUUUUUCAACCAAGUAACAUAGAUGAAGUCACAAAAAUUAUCUUGAAUGCUUAUAAAGAGGGCAAAACCUUUACUGUCAUAGGUUCUGGUCAUUCUCCAAGCGAUCUGUGCUGUGCAAAUCCAAAUGGUUGGUUGGUAAAUCUAGAUAAAUUAAACAGGGUUCUAGAUUUCAAAGUGUAUGAUGGGGGCAAUUAUGCAGAUAUUACAGUAGAAGCAGGAUUAAGAGUUUAUAAGUUGAAUGAAAUAUUGGGUGCUAAAGGAUAUACUAUCCAAAAUUUAGGUUCAAUAUCUGAGCAAAGUGUUGCUGGUAUUACUGCAACAGGUACGCAUGGUUCUUCAGCUUUCCACGGAUUAGUAUCCUCUCAAUAUGUUAAUCUAACUAUUAUUAAUGGCAAAGGUGAACUAAUUUAUUUAGAUUCUGAAACCAAUCAAGAUGUUUUUAGAGCAGCUUUAUUGUCUUUGGGGAAAAUUGGCGUCAUUGUCAAAGCUACAAUUCGUGCUAUACCCAAAUAUAAAAUUAAAUCUACACAAGAAGUCAUCCAUUUUGAAACUUUGUUGGAGAAAUGGGAUGAUAUUUGGACCAGUAGUGAAUUUAUUAGGUGCUGGUGGUACCCCUACACUCGUAAAUGUGUUCUGUGGAGGGGUAAUAAAACUACCGAACAAGUUCAUGAAGUUACUCGUAAAUCAUGGUGGGGUACUAAAUUUGGCAGGAUUUUUUAUGAAUGUUUAUUAUGGAUUAGUGUUAAAAUUUAUCCAGGGAUAACCCCAUUUGUGGAAAGUUUUGUGUUUAAUAGACAAUAUGGUGCUGUAGAAACUUUUGGUAAUGGUGAUGUAGCUAUUCAAGAUUCUAUUGAUGGUUUAAAUAUGGAUUGUUUAUUUUCUCAAUUUGUUGAUGAAUGGGGGUGCCCAUUACUUAAUGGUCCUGAAGUUUUACGUUCUUUGGAUCAUUCCAUUCAACAAGCGGCUUCUAACAAGGAGUUUUAUGUACAUGUUCCUAUUGAAGUUCGUUGUUCUAAUACUACUCUCCCACCCCAUCAAUUGGAUUAUUCCCACAGAACUUCGACGUCCAAGGGUGCCGUUUAUGGUAAUAUUUUACGUCCUUAUUUAGAUGCUACUCCAAGAGAUUUACAAUAUGCUGAACAUGUCACCAAUAACCAAUUAACUUUAUAUAUUAAUGCUACUAUUUAUAGACCAUUUGGUGCCAAUACACCUAUUCAUAAAUGGUUUACCCUUUUUGAACAUACAAUGGGUGCUGCUGGUGGUAAACCACACUGGGCUAAAAAUUUCUUGGGCGAUGUUUCAAUGCUUCCAAAAGGUGUUAAACCAAAAGAGAAAUAUUUGGACUAUGAAAUGAGAGGUAUGGCCAGUGAAAUUAUCAAGUGGUAUGGUGAAGAUUUAAUCAAAUGGCAACAAAUUAGAAAACAACAAGAUCCAAAUGGUGUGUUUUUAGCCAAUAAAGAUUGGUGUAUUCGUAAUGGUAUUUUGGAAAUUUGA